This is a messenger RNA of Tetranychus urticae (two-spotted spider mite), 1666 nucleotides long. RefSeq lists its product as uncharacterized. Gene Ontology annotation, cellular component: mitochondrial outer membrane. Gene Ontology annotation, molecular function: BH domain binding. Lineage: Eukaryota; Metazoa; Arthropoda; Arachnida; Trombidiformes; Tetranychidae. Gene Ontology annotation, biological process: release of cytochrome c from mitochondria; regulation of apoptotic process; intrinsic apoptotic signaling pathway in response to DNA damage. The record is from RefSeq and is a predicted model, not a curated record.
UUGCUAGUCAAGUUAAGCUUCAACUUUUCAUUCAAAGUUUUGUUUAACCAUUAUUAUUGUUUCUAAUCACCUAAUACUUAAUGUUCAGCCUUUCAGUUUACUCAAUAAUCAAGGCAAAGUGGGAAAUGGUGUGAGCCUCAAUGGAAAAGUGAAAUUAUGAAAAAAUGCCAUUUAUGGUUACAUGUAGAUUCUUUGAUUUAUGGCAUGAAAACAUGUCCAACUUGUAAUGUUAAGUGUUGAAGAUGAUUUAUUAACAACAAUUGUUUUACCAAACAUAUUGUCUUCAGUGACCAUUGGAUAAGUGCCAAGAUAAUAAACUGUGUGAUGAGCCGAUAGACUGUGCCUUAAGUUAAUGUGUGAAAAUUCACAGUUAAUCAACUAAGUGAAUGUUGAAGUGAAAAUCAAAGUUGCUGGAAACUAAACAAAAUGAAUGUUCCCAGAGACGAGGUGAGGUACCGUCGUGGGACGGCUGUUGGUCCCUUCAUUCCAAGUCACAAUCUGUUGAAGAUACCAACCAAUAUGCAGCGAAAGUCUAGUUUACCGAUAAUUGCGCCACUUCGAUCUGACAGUUUGUCAACAUCAACAUCAUUGAGCACAAAAUCAUCGCCUUUACUGGAUCUGCCAAUCCACUUCUCAUCUGGUAAAUCAUCCUCUUUAUCACCAGCAUCAUCAUCAUCUUCAUUCUUAUCAACAAAUUAUAACACAAGUGUCAAUAGUGUUAACGUUUCUUCUAAAAAUUAUUAUUCUUCCUAUUAUGAUCGAACAUUUGGUGCCAACUGUUCAAGUGCUGAUGACGAUGAAUUUGAAGACGAAGACUCGUCACCCGAUACAAUUUUGAUUGAAAGCGGUAAAAGGUUGAGUGCUGUUGGCCUUGCUUUCGGUCAACAUCUCCAGACGAUGGCUCUCAAGUUUUCAACCAACCACAAGGAUAUAAUUGAUAAAACACGGAUUCUCUGUGCUCGCCAUGUUCGCACCAAAUUAUCUAAAAGUGGUUUAAUCGAUAAACGUUCAUCUUUAACUAAACUUAGAUCAAUGAGCAACAUUGACUUUGAUCCACUGCUGGUUGACCUGAUGGACUCGAUAAGUGAUUUAAUAACUGAAAUGGACAGACGAUCUCCAGGUUUGUUUGACUCGGCAAUCAAAAGAUCGGGCGCAAAUGUGAGCAUUUUAUCGUCACCCGAGAAAGCCUCGUUUGCUUUGACAGUAAUUUUGGAUGAAAUUUUCAUCGACUCAAUAAGUUGGCCAAAGAUAGCAGCCAUGUUUGGUGUUACCGGUGCUCUGGCCGUCGAUUGUGCCACCAAAGGAAAGCAAGAAUACAUAACCAGUUUGGUGGAUACGGUUGGCAAUUACACCGAGAAUAAUCUAGCUCGAUGGAUUCACAAUCAAGGUGGUUGGUCUAGCUUGAUUUACUGUUACAAUAAAGAAUCUUCAUGGUCUCGUCCUGUUCAAUAUUUGGCUUUAAUUACAUUCUUUUUUAUUCUCAUUUUAAGCAUAAUCUGGUUCAAAUUUUAACCAGUUUAUGCUUAAAAUGGAGUAAAUACAAACGUCUUUUGCUUUUAUCUUUCCAUUAACUAUAAGUCGGAAAACCUUGAUCUGAAUGUAAUUAGUAUCGAUUAUAUCUGUUGUAAAAAUUAUAAUUUAAUAAAUGAUGUCGCUUGUUGCGGAA